AUGAGGCUUUCCUUGGCGUGGCUUUUAGCCUUUCUGGCGUCUCUCCAUGGCUCACUUGGUGUGACUCUCAAUGUGAACGAUACAACGUCAGUGCAUAAUGCAACAGCAUUGAUUGCGGAAGGUUUGCUAGAUUACUACACAGGAUUGCAGCCCGGAAAUGCUAUCGGUAUGUUUUCUAAUCCAUACUACUGGUGGGAAGCUGGUGGUGCAUGGGGGUCUAUUUUAGACUACUGGUGGUACACCGGGAAUGACACGUUCAAUGGAAUUCUUAAACAAGCGCUGCUGGCGCAGACUGGAGACAAUAACGAUUACGUGCCUUUAAAUCAAUCCGUGACAGAAGGUAACGAUGAUCAAGCCUUUUGGGGUCUUGCUGUGAUGGCUGCUGCAGAAAGGAAUUUCGAAAAUCCGGCUGACGACGAACCACAAUGGUUGUAUCUGGCCCAGGCUGUCUUCAAUACCAUGGCUUUGCGUUGGGAUGACGAUACCUGCGGUGGUGGUCUUAGGUGGCAGAUUUUCACUUGGAAUUCAGGCUAUGAUUACAAAAACACUGUGUCGAAUGGCGCGCUUUUCCAUAUUGCCGCCAGACUCGCUCGUUAUACUGGUAACCAGUCCUACGCGGAUUGGGCCGAAAAAGUAUUUGACUGGAUGAAGGGUAUCAACCUUCUGGAAGAAGGCGGGAACAAUUUUGUGUUUGAUGGUGCUAAUGUUGAGAACAAUUGCAGUAAUGUCACGAAAUUGAUUUGGACUUAUAAUCAAGGGCUACUGAUGUCAGGUUCUGCGUAUUUGUACAAUUUUACGGAAGAUGAGGUAUGGCAUACGAGAACCUGGGAAUUCUUGAACUCAUCGAGCAUUUUUUUCAACAAUAGUGUUUUGUAUGAGGUUACUUGCCAAGGUGGUAAUACAUGUAAUACCGACCAGCGGUCCUUCAAAGCCUACUAUUCCAGGUUUCUGGGAUUGACGGCCCAAUUAGUGCCCGGGGCAAGGGACAAAAUUAUGGAUUGGAUUCGCACUUCUGCGCAGGGCGCUGCUCAAUCUUGUUCCGGUGGUACGGACGGUCACACUUGUGGUCUAAACUGGUUCUACGAAGGUUGGGACGGAAAGUGGGGAUUAGGUGAACAGAUGGCAGCACUGGAAAUUAUGCAAAAUGUGCUUUGUCUUGACAGACCCGCGCCCUACACCCACGACACAGGUGGUACCUCUCUUGGUAACGGUGCUGCAGGGACCGAGACCCAACCGACGAACUUGGCACCAUUGAACAUAACGACUGGAUCUAGAGCCGGAGGUGGCAUUAUCACGGCAGUCAUUGGUCUUUCCAUUGUGGCUUGCACAGUAUGGUUAGUCUUGUAA
Molecule: messenger RNA, 1347 nt
Organism: Lachancea nothofagi CBS 11611
Lineage: Eukaryota; Fungi; Ascomycota; Saccharomycetes; Saccharomycetales; Saccharomycetaceae
Source: the annotation of a GenBank genome assembly